Molecule: messenger RNA, 2272 nt
Organism: Heterocephalus glaber (naked mole-rat)
Lineage: Eukaryota; Metazoa; Chordata; Mammalia; Rodentia; Bathyergidae
Gene: Smu1
Product: SMU1 DNA replication regulator and spliceosomal factor
Biological process (GO): mRNA splicing, via spliceosome
Molecular function (GO): protein binding
Source: RefSeq, a predicted model, not a curated record
ACGUUCUACUCCGGCGUCGGAUUUCGGCCGGAAGUGAUGUAGAGACCGCCGGAGGUGUCGUCGGUUCGUUCUGCGACUGGGGUUGAUCGUGGUGUGGGGCCUGCGUCCGGAGAUUUGCCGCUAUGUCAAUCGAAAUCGAGUCUUCAGAUGUGAUCCGUCUUAUUAUGCAGUACCUGAAGGAGAACAGUUUACAUCGGGCAUUGGCUACCUUACAGGAAGAAACUACUGUGUCUCUGAAUACUGUGGACAGUAUUGAAAGUUUUGUGGCUGACAUUAAUAGUGGCCAUUGGGAUACUGUUUUACAGGCUAUACAAUCACUGAAAUUGCCAGACAAAACCCUUAUUGAUCUCUAUGAACAGGUUGUUUUGGAGUUGAUUGAGCUCCGUGAAUUGGGUGCUGCCAGGUCACUUCUGAGACAGACCGACCCCAUGAUCAUGUUAAAACAAACACAACCAGAGCGGUAUAUUCAUCUGGAGAACCUCCUGGCGAGGUCUUAUUUUGAUCCUCGUGAGGCAUACCCAGAUGGAAGUAGCAAAGAGAAAAGAAGAGCAGCAAUUGCCCAGGCCUUAGCUGGGGAAGUCAGUGUAGUGCCUCCAUCUCGUCUCAUGGCAUUGCUGGGACAGGCACUGAAGUGGCAACAGCACCAGGGGUUGCUUCCUCCUGGUAUGACCAUAGAUUUGUUUCGAGGCAAAGCUGCGGUCAAAGAUGUGGAAGAAGAAAAGUUUCCUACACAGCUGAGCAGGCAUAUUAAGUUUGGUCAGAAAUCUCAUGUGGAGUGUGCACGAUUUUCUCCAGAUGGUCAAUAUCUGGUCACUGGGUCUGUUGAUGGAUUCAUUGAAGUAUGGAACUUUACUACUGGAAAAAUCAGGAAGGAUCUUAAGUACCAGGCCCAGGAUAACUUCAUGAUGAUGGAUGAUGCUGUUCUCUGCAUGUGUUUCAGCAGAGAUACAGAAAUGUUAGCAACUGGUGCCCAAGAUGGAAAAAUCAAGGUCUGGAAAAUUCAGAGUGGACAGUGUUUAAGGAGAUUUGAAAGGGCACACAGUAAAGGUGUCACCUGUCUGAGCUUUUCUAAGGACAGCAGUCAGAUCCUUAGUGCUUCCUUUGACCAGACAAUUAGAAUUCAUGGUUUAAAAUCUGGGAAAACCCUGAAGGAAUUUCGUGGUCAUUCCUCCUUUGUUAAUGAAGCAACAUUUACACAAGAUGGACAUUAUAUUAUUAGUGCAUCCUCUGAUGGCACUGUAAAGAUCUGGAAUAUGAAGACCACAGAAUGUUCAAAUACCUUUAAAUCCCUGGGCAGCACUGCAGGGACUGACAUUACUGUCAACAGUGUGAUUUUGCUUCCUAAAAACCCAGAGCACUUUGUGGUGUGCAACAGAUCGAACACAGUGGUCAUCAUGAACAUGCAGGGGCAGAUUGUCAGAAGCUUUAGCUCUGGUAAAAGAGAAGGUGGUGACUUUGUGUGCUGUGCCCUGUCUCCUCGUGGUGAAUGGAUCUACUGCGUGGGAGAGGACUUUGUGCUCUACUGUUUCAGCACAGUCACUGGCAAGCUGGAGAGAACUUUGACAGUUCACGAAAAGGAUGUGAUUGGUAUUGCACAUCAUCCUCAUCAGAACCUCAUUGCUACCUACAGUGAAGAUGGACUCUUAAAGCUCUGGAAACCCUAAUUCAACUUUUCUUUUAGAAAAAGAAAAAGCUGAAAGCAUGUACUUAAAUGAAGACAUACUCAUAUGUAUGUUGCUGUUUUUUUUUUAAGGCCAGCUUUUCUAAGCAAAAAUAUUGUCUGAUUAGCCAUAAGAAUAAUUUUGUGAAACUUCAUGUUUAGCAGUUACCUUUCUUAAAAUAAUUCUUUGGGCCAGGGAUUUAGCUCAGUGGUUCUGCCACUUGCCUCACAAGCGCAAGGACCAGAGUUCGAUCUCUGGUACCAAAAAAAAAACCCAACUUUUUAAAUGUAUUUGUUUUCUUUUGCUUUGCCAGUGCCAGGAAUAGCACCCAGGGCCUCACACACAUUAGGCAAAUGCCCUUUGAGCUAUAGCCCCAGCCCAUAGUCUGUCUGCUUCCAACAGGACCAGUCACUUAAAUGUUUUCAUCAUUCUUUCCUGGAGAGUGAAGUACUGGUAUUUUUUUUUUAAAUUCCUUUUGAUUAUUUGAAAUGGUUAAAAUUUGCCUGUCAUAAAACUUGUAAAUAAGUGCCCAGAAUUCAGUAGCUAUGUCCCCGCCCACCCAUUUUUCAAGAUGUUAAUAAACUUUACACCUUUCUGGAGAUUGCAAAUAA